AUGCCAACUACAGGAUUUUGUGCCCAUCACAUGGGCGACACGUCCGCUUGGACAAAGGCGAUGGAGGCCGUACUAGUGGGCACAAAAAUGGUUUUUUCGUCUUUGGUGAUUAGGAGACAGCGCGAGCUGCUCUCCCCAAAAAAAAGAAGAUACCCCAUCCGCAGCCCAAAACCUAACCUACCCACCCACCCCGCCAGAGCCACCGACUCCUCCCACCUCCGAUCCGGAGCCGCCACCCCGAAUUCCCCCAAAAUAUGGACGGCGAUAGGCGUGCUCUGGCGGCGGCCGCGGCAGCAUCGGUCCUCGACGACGACCUCCUCCGCGAGAUCCUCCUCAGCCUCGGCUUCCCCAACCUCCUCGUCCGCGCCGCCCUCGCCUCCAAGCGGUGGGCUCCUCCACGACUCCGAUCCGGUCUUCCUCCGCCGCUUUCGCGACCGCAACCCGCCCCGCGUGCUCGGUGUCUGCGUCGGAUACUCCAUGAGACCGUACAAGUUCGUGCCUCUCCCGCAGCCCCCGGGGCUCUCCGCCCUCUCCUCCUCCUCCUGCGGCCUCCUCCUGCGCCGACACCUUCGCCCGCGAAGGCCAACGCAUCGAGCACUGCCGGAACGACCGCCUCAUCGUCGAGUCCCUCCGCAAGGGAACAUUCAAGCACUCCGUCCUUGCGCAGCUACUCUCCUCGAGCCCGAAGUGGUCCUGCCACCGAUCCCGCCGCCUAGACGGCAGCAUAAUCCCGCGGCCCCCGGAAAGUGGAGCGAGACGACCAUGCUCGUCAUCGACAUGCAGAAGGAUUUCGUGGACACGGCGAUGUGCAGCCCGGUGCUGGUCGCCGGCGGCGAGGCCGUCGUCCCCACCGUCGCUGAGGCCGUCGCCGUGCCUUGGGAGCGCGACAUCUUCAUCGGCUGGGCUGGAACAUGGGAGGAAAAGAACCACAAUUCAUGGGGCUAAUGGUAGGGCACCUAGGAGGUGCAGCACCGGAUCCGCAUCACCCUCUCCUCCAAGUCCCUCAAGAACCUCGAGAAGGGUGGGUGCCCGGUGAUUGCAGUUGCGCCUGACGCAAAAUCUAGGGCCGCGCGCUGGCGGUCAGCUGUGCCCGACGCAAAAUCUGGGCGUAGCUCGGCGUCGGAAUGCCAUUUCUCUUCACUGCAUGGAUCUAUGUGCGUGCGGGCCGACGGUCUAGACGCCAGCCGAUGGGCAGCCUCGCCGGCGGGGUGGUGGCCAGGCGGCCGCGGUUCCUGUGCCUGUACGGGUUCGGACCAUCGGCGAGAUCAUGCUGAAGCAGGUGGUGGGGAAUUGGCCCGACGAGAUCACGGCGCGCUUCGACCUCGUCUUCGCCGGCGCACCCUUCCCCGCAGAGGGCAAGUUCGACGUCGAUGGCAUCUUCGACCCGCCCUACUACGAGUAAAAUCUGGCGAUUUGGGUGAGUAAACUGAAGUUUGCGAAGGAAUUAACCUUUUAAGCUUCCAAUGUCAAAUAUAGUUCAACCUUAUGCUGUCAACUCUGCAUAUGAAGUAGUAUUUGCUUGGAGAGCAGCAUUGCUUAGCAGAGUGUCUGUGUGUUUUGCUUGCUGGGUCAGAGUAGUAGGUGGAGUAUUUUGCUGGAUCAUAUCAUCAAUCAGUCAAUAAUAUAAUGUGUUCGUCUAUGUAUGUAACUAAGAAUCGAUUCCCACUCCCAAGAUAUUAUUACACGGAGUUAAGAACCUGGAUCAUAUGCAGUGUUAUAUUA
Molecule: messenger RNA, 1722 nt
Organism: Hordeum vulgare subsp. vulgare (domesticated barley)
Lineage: Eukaryota; Viridiplantae; Streptophyta; Magnoliopsida; Poales; Poaceae
Exons: 4
Coding region: 1-945 (314 amino acids)
Source: RefSeq, a predicted model, not a curated record